Setaria italica (foxtail millet) is the source of this 1176-nucleotide messenger RNA. RefSeq lists its product as uncharacterized. The transcript is spliced from 4 exons. Gene Ontology annotation, biological process: response to wounding; regulation of defense response; regulation of jasmonic acid mediated signaling pathway. The record is from RefSeq and is a predicted model, not a curated record. Gene Ontology annotation, cellular component: nucleus. NCBI's taxonomy places the organism in Eukaryota, Viridiplantae, Streptophyta, Magnoliopsida, Poales, Poaceae. Bases 20 to 808 code for a protein of 262 amino acids.
ACCCCCACCUCCGCUUUAUAUGCGCUGCGCGACGGGAGUGGUUGUGCGCCCCCGAUCAGGGCGGGGGCGCGGAUCAGGGUCGGACUUGGCCGUUGGGCCAAAUUCGGUGGAGAUCAAACUAACAAGAUCUCCACGAGCCUCUCAGCUCGUUUUUUCCAGGGGGAUGUUUCCAUCGGGGCCGGGUGAUCUGGCCGCCGCCGGCCACGCCCAGGUGCACGCCAUGGCCACGAUUGCGCCGCCGCCGCUGCUUGGCGUCAGCGCUCCCGCCGCGAACGGGUUUGGCAGGCCACCGCCGGUCGCCGCAUGGCCGAUCUUUGAGGGUUCCGCGGCGGCGCCCAGCAGCAAUACAGAUCAUUCCACCGCGCCAUUGACGAUAAUCUACGCUGGCUCUGUGCGCGCAUUUGACAGUGUGCCGAUGGAACAGGCUGAGAAGAUUCUGUAUCUGACUGCAAAAGAGGCUCAAGCUGCAGAAACCCCGGCCUUCCAACAGCCAGAACCAGCUGCUGCACUCCCAAUCCCAAGUAGUAGUGCAGCGCAGAUAAUGACGCUCUUGCGUUUGGCUAAUGCCAAUGAUAGUCUUCUACCGAAGAGGGCGGCGUCCCUUGUCCGCUUCCUGCAUAAACGCAAGCAAAGAUUGUCUCGUGCUGAAUCCGUAUCGGGAAACUGUUGCACUUUGAUUUUGCUUCUUGCAGGGUGGAGAGUGCAGCAGCAAUGCCUUACCCUUGCGGAGAGGUACUGCCAGUGCCUGCUCAAAUGGACCCUUCCACUGCGGUUUACGCACGAGACAAAGCCCCGUCUGGGGACAUAGAACAGCCAUGGGGGACCUCCGAAGAUGGGGCAAAGAGCAUGAAAGAAAAUCAUGGAGAGGCCGAGGAGGCAGUGAACACUAACCUGAAGCUAUAGCUGGUCUGAAAUCAUCGGCUUCUGCACAUUCUUGAGUUCGUGGAUUCAGGCAUCAGAACCCAUUCCGCUUUGUCAUCUUCACAAUAAAAAUACACAUGGGUGUGCCCUUUAGGAUCUAUCUCAUAAUAUGGUGUAGUAGGAUCAGCUAACCUGUUGUACCUUCAGAAUGACUGCUAAUUGCAUAUCUUAGUGUGGCGAGGGUGCUGUCUAACUGUUAACAAUUCUUUGAUCUUAUUUGUUCAUGCUGGGAAUAGUGUAAAAUUCUUUUUAGCU